Owenia fusiformis is the source of this 1643-nucleotide messenger RNA. Lineage: Eukaryota; Metazoa; Annelida; Polychaeta; Sabellida; Oweniidae. The record is from the annotation of a GenBank genome assembly.
GUAAUAUGACACAUAUCAAACUUGCCUUAGCUCAACUCAUUUAGAAAUAUACAAUUGCGGAAUUUUCACAUAAAGUUGAUCAUAUCAAGAACAUCGUGUUUCUUCAUUUGAAAAAGUAAAAUAAAUGAAUAGUGAAUACAUAUUUCUAAAAUUGGAUUAAAUAUUUGUGCAUAUAAAUAUAUCAUGUACCACGUGUAGCAAGUCAGAACAGGUUUUUGCAUAUUUGUACCACCAUUGGUACCAACCUAUGUAUGAAACCCACCAGUUCGGGAUAGAUCUUUAAUCGAAAUUGACAUUCUAAAAAAGCAUUUAUUGAAAAAGACUGAGUAACGAUCUGAACAUCAUCGCAAUAAAGACUCAUUUGAUAAACAACGUGUCAAAAGACGUUAACGUAUACAUAAUAUAUUCAGAGAAACGUUCAAAGGCUGUACCACAAAUGGAGGUAUGGACAUGGUCCAAACGAUCAGUGAGACCAGAUAUAGUCAUGCUGAUUGUGGUGACAAUAAUAGCGACCAUUACGAUCGAGGCUGACGGAUCUAAGCUACGAAGAAAGAUUGGCUCCGUCAAUGGUGCCAACAGUAAAUUUGCAAUAGGAUUUCGCGAGUUUGAGACCGAUGUCCCCAUUGGGACCGGAAAACAGAAAAGGUCGAAAGAACAGGGGGAUGAAGAUGACGCCCCAAACAGAAUGGAAAGACAAAAUGAUGUCGUGAUUCCAGUUGGUCUUGGAAUGAAGUUCAAAAUAAAUGAAAACGCCGGAUUAGCGGGAGGAGGCAAGGUGCCUACAAUCCCCACCCCUCCUCUCACAAAGCCAACAACAAAUAAACCAACUAGGCCUGUACCUCCCUUCCAGGGUGAUACUCCAUUUGAAUCAUGCGCAGAUGUCGUACUUGCAGUGGAUUUAUCGUGUUCUGUGUCCUCAAGUAGUCGGGAAAGAGCCAAACAUUUGGCGAGACUCCUCGCAUCAUCAAUUAAAAUUGCUCCAAACAGGGGCAUCCAACUCGGCCUGAUAUCGUUUACAAAUAACGCCCGUAAUCACAUCCGCUUCAACAAGGAUGACUCACAAGGAAAUAUAUUAAAGAUGAUCGAGGACUUAGAUUUCGAAACGACAGCCCGGUCCUGCCGCACGCGCACCUGGAAGGCGUUAAUAAAUGCUGACAUUAUGUAUUUUAGCGAUGUAAGCGGUGUAGACAGAGAUGACUCAAUUCAUGGAGAUGUUUUGGUCAUCAUCGGUGAUGGUUUAGGAUCGCCGAAAAGGCAACAAAAAAUGACAGUAAAAUACGCUCAAAAAAUGAAAGCGGAUAAUGUUGAAAUCAUAUGGGUUGUCACUGAGUUGGCCAAAAGUAGUCACGUGUCUAAAGAAACUGAGAUUGAUUUGAUUAGUACGGAUGCGGACGACCUUGUUCUUAAAAUGGAAGAUGAGAGUACUGAGUCGAUAGCGAUACGUUUAGCCGAACAUCUUGGGCGUUCAUACCCAUGCAAGACAUAAGAACUGUCCUUUCAAAGAAACAAAUUAGGAUUUUACAUUUUUAAGUGAUCGUGUCUUUCCGCAGACACAUUGGUAACGCUCCCCUUCAACAAAAAUUGGCAAUCUUGACUCCCCCAUGGUAUCGUGUUAUCUUAUGGAUAAAAAUGAUAUCCCUCAA